Messenger RNA from Salmo salar (Atlantic salmon), 2883 nucleotides. NCBI's taxonomy places the organism in Eukaryota, Metazoa, Chordata, Actinopteri, Salmoniformes, Salmonidae. The record is from RefSeq and is a predicted model, not a curated record.
UAAUCACGGUGAUUGGUUAGAUGUUGGAGGUUGGAUACCAUGUGUGGUUGGGGAGGUUUAAAUGCCUCACAUGUGUGUGCUCCCUGUACAGUGCGUGGUGGAUGGUGGCUCUGCAGUCUACUCAGAGGAACCCUGAGGCGAUCUAUCUACCACAGUCAUCUCAUAAUUAGCACAAGGGGGUUUGGAGAGCGCUGCCAAAUAUGUGCCAUUUACAGUAACCUGUCCCACCUAUUGGACAAAAUUCCAAAAGUUCCAAGACACUCAAUCAUAAAAUGAACUAGGAGGUGACCACGCCUUACUCCAGACUCACCGCAGGAGACAUGCUGGCACAAUAACGUGUCUCUGAAAUGCGCUCAUCACAAAAUAAGGAUAAUAAUAUGUAGCUGUUUUAUGAGCUGACAAUUACCUUCGUGAUAUGAUGGUAUUUACGGUUGUCAGCGCGCGUCUGGUGCGCCAGUGGUUGCUGGUUAUCACCGUGCGUUUUAUUGCGAUCUCCAUGGCUUUUCAACAGGACAGGAGCAGGACAGUGACAGUGAGGGACGUGUCUGGGCGUCUCGGUGGGCCGUCGGGGUCCGUGGGGCUCUGCACCUUUGGCACGUCUAUUGCCUGCUGUUUAGGCUGGAGGAAUGUCAUGGGUGUCUGCCAACCUGUGUGCCACAAGUCUUGCAGGAAUGGAGUCUGUGUGGGUCCAGACAAGUGCUCCUGCUCUGUGGGAUACAAGGGCCAGCAAUGUGACCAAGAUGUGAAUGAGUGUGGUCUCCCAGAGCGACCGUGCUCCAACAGCUGUAUGAACACCCAGGGUAGUUACCGGUGUUACUGCGACCCCGGAUACAACCUCAUGACAGAUGGAUCAACCUGCACCAAAGAGCCUGAGUGUUCCUCCUCACGCUGCCAGUUCAGUUGCCAGAUCGACCGGGGGGGAGAGGUGCGCUGUCUGUGUGCCCCCGGCCUCCACCUGGCCGCCGACAACAGGACCUGUGAAGAUGUGGACGAGUGUCGCGGGGCGCCAGAUGUUUGCCCUCUCCGGCACACUUGCAAGAACACCUUUGGCAGCUUUGUGUGUGCGUGCAGGGAGGGCUUCGUGUUGGGGACGCUCCAGAACUCAGUGCGGUGUCGAGAUAAGGACGAGUGUCUGGACAGUACUCACCUGUGUAGCCGUCAUUCCCAGUGUUUCAACACCUCUGGUUCCUACACCUGUCAGUGUCUGGAGGACUACUCGGGCGACGGCCACACGUGCUGGCCGAGGAGAGCCUCCCAGUCCAAGACCUCCAUGUACUACCGGUACAAACUCUCCAAAAGGACCAGGCCCAUACAACAACCACACCAUCCGCAGCUCUGACGGUGCCUCUGCUUCUGACUGAUAACCCUGUUGUGAAGUAGUUACUGGCGGACAUUUUGGGUCGAGCCGUGUUGAAGCAGCACAUGAGAACUACGGGAGGAAAAUAGAUUUGUGUUAAAGCAGCCUCACAGGACAUUUCACGAGGUAGAUGUGCAGGAAAAUUGAGGUGGAGUUUCACUAUCACAACAUAGUUAAAGCCGAGUAAUGCUAAGAAUUCCUCACACAACUGGAAAGUGUGGUAACGUUCUGUUUUAGCCUAUCAUCUGCCAGGCCUCUCUUCAGUUACUCAACAAAGACCCUAGAUUGCUAAACGGUGCCAUUAGUGGUCUACUGUUUGAUGUCAGUCAAAGAAGCCACUCAUUUGACAAACACACUCGUCAAGGAACCACACUCUGUAGUCUGCCUGCCAUGCUUCAGACUCACCACGCUCUGUGAUGACAUGGAAUUUUCCUUUGUUUAGGUUUCCCAGCUUAUUGUCUCGGAAAAGGUCACAGUUAAGAACAAGUUUCACACGCACUGCCAUACUGCUACUUUGGCAUUUGUAACCAAUUUCACAAUACACAUGUUGUCAGCAUAAGGGAUCUUGAUAGGGACUUCAUGUAGUGAGUGAUUAGCAAAUUUUCUGACAGGCCAGUGGGUGUACACGAGGGGACUAUUAGUCCAUACGGACUAGCCUUUGAGAGGAGUGUAUACGUCAUUAUUUGUUAAUAAAAGGCUGACCUCUGGUGGAAAGAUAAGGGAGGAUAUUUGUCUUCUUCUUCGAGAGAGAGAGCAGCGUCAUCCUGACUUCUCCAUAGAUGGGAUCAUAGAUAGCAGCAUCUCCCUGACUUCUCCAUAGAUGGGAUCAUAGAUAGCAGCAUCUCCCUGACUUCUCCAUAGAUGGGAUCAUAGAUAUCAGCAUCUCCCUGACUUCUCCAUAGAUGGGAUCAUAGAUAGCAGCAUCUCCCUGACUUCUCCAUAGAUGGGAUCAUAGAUAGCAGCAUCUCCCUGACUUCUCCAUAGAAGGGAUCAUAGAUAGCAGCAUCUUCCUGACUUCUCCAUAGAUGGAUCAUAGACAGCAGUAUCACCCUGACUUCUCCAUAGAUAGGAUCAUAGAUAUCAGCAUCUCCCUGACUUCUCCAUAGAUGGGAUCAUAGACAGCAGUAUCUCCCUGACUUCUCCAUAGAUGGGAUCAUAGAUAUCAGCAUCUCCCUGACUUCUCCAUAGAUGGGAUCAUAGAUAUCAGCAUCUCCCUGACUUCUCCAUAGAUGGGAUCAUAGAUAGCAGCAUCUCCCUGACUUCUCCAUAGAUGGGAUCAUAGAUAGCAGCAUCUCCCUGACUUCUCCAUAGAAGGGAUCAUAGAUAGCAGUAUCACCCUGACUUCUCCAUAGAAGGGAUCAUAGAUAGGCUACAUAACCGAAAGCUGUUGAAAUGCAUGUAUUUGUUGAGUCGUGUUAAUUAAUUAAGGCACUUUGAGAGAUUGUCUGUUUGAUGAUGUAAAAUGUCUGGAAUAAUGGUAUAAUUGUUGAAUGGGGACCAACCAAUAAAGUGUGUUGUUAUUAUUA